Molecule: messenger RNA, 474 nt
Organism: Ctenocephalides felis (cat flea)
Lineage: Eukaryota; Metazoa; Arthropoda; Insecta; Siphonaptera; Pulicidae
Exons: 2
Coding region: 90-431 (113 amino acids)
Biological process (GO): mismatch repair; DNA replication; nucleotide-excision repair
Cellular component (GO): nucleus; site of double-strand break; DNA replication factor A complex
Molecular function (GO): single-stranded DNA binding; damaged DNA binding
Source: RefSeq, a predicted model, not a curated record
CGUAUUUUUGCAGUUGUUUCUUGUUAAUUUUUUAGUUCUUCAUUGCCAAUUUAUUUUGCCAGUUAUAUUGCCGCAAAAAUAGUUAAAUAAUGACUUAUAAAAAAGUAAAUGGAGCAUAUAUGAGAAUGUGUCAAGGGAGUUCAGUUUCGUUGAUGGGACUGGUGAACAAUGCCGAUAGAUCUGGAAGAUUUAUUAAUGUUCUUACUACAGAUAACGUGAAUGUUAAGGUUAUUUUAAACGAACCUCUUAGUGAGCCUUUGAGUGGAUGGAUAGAAAUAAUAGGUCAACCUGUUGGAAAAGAUUCCAUAAAUUGUAAUCAAUAUGUAAUCAUAGGAUCAGAUGAACAAACAGAAGACUUUGAUAAGAAAGCAUACAAUUAUCUAGUGCAAGUUUUAAACAAUGCUACUGAUCCUUUUGAAAUAGCUCCGUGAACUUGUUGUAUAAUACUAUAUUUACUUUUUUAUUUAUUUUAUA